UUUCCCUUGCCGCUCUCCAAUUCGCUUCGAACAGGGCAGAGGUGAGACUUGAGAGAAGGAAGAAGGCCAUGUCGUCGGCGGCGCAGCAGCAGCAGAAGGCGGCGGCAGCGGAGCAGGAGGAGGUGGAGCACGGGCCAUUCCCCAUCGAGCAGCUCCAGGCUUCUGGAAUAGCUGCAUUGGAUGUGAAGAAGCUGAAAGAUUCUGGUCUCCACACUGUGGAGGCUGUGGCUUACACUCCAAGGAAAGAUCUUCUGCAGAUCAAAGGGAUAAGUGAAGCUAAAGCUGACAAGAUAAUUGAAGCAGCAUCCAAGAUAGUUCCACUGGGAUUUACAAGUGCCAGUCAACUUCAUGCGCAGCGACUGGAGAUAAUUCAAGUUACAACUGGAUCAAGAGAGCUUGAUAAGAUAUUGGAGGGUGGGAUAGAAACAGGAUCUAUCACUGAGAUAUAUGGUGAGUUCCGCUCUGGAAAGACUCAGUUGUGUCACACCCUUUGUGUUACAUGUCAGCUUCCACUGGACCAGGGUGGUGGUGAAGGAAAGGCUCUAUAUAUUGACGCAGAGGGUACAUUCAGACCACAAAGGCUCUUGCAGAUUGCUGACAGGUUUGGACUGAAUGGUGCUGAUGUGUUAGAGAAUGUGGCUUAUGCCAGAGCUUAUAAUACGGAUCAUCAAUCUAGACUUCUGCUGGAAGCAGCUUCCAUGAUGAUAGAGACCAGGUUUGCUCUUAUGGUUGUAGACAGUGCCACAGCUCUGUACAGAACUGAUUUCUCAGGAAGAGGGGAACUAUCAGCGAGGCAAAUGCACAUGGCUAAGUUCCUGAGGAGCCUUCAGAAGUUAGCUGAUGAGUUUGGAGUAGCUGUGGUUAUCACCAAUCAAGUAGUGGCCCAAGUGGAUGGAUCUGCUAUGUUUGCUGGACCGCAGUUCAAGCCCAUUGGUGGAAACAUCAUGGCUCAUGCUUCAACCACAAGGCUUGCUCUUCGCAAGGGGCGAGGGGAGGAACGGAUCUGUAAAGUAAUAAGCUCUCCCUGCCUUGCUGAAGCCGAAGCAAGGUUUCAGUUAGCUUCUGAAGGUAUUGCAGAUGUCAAGGAUUGAGACCAUACCUGCUUUACAGGCAUCUUCAGAUCCAUUGGUCUGCUAUUUGCUUUGUCAUUCCUUGGGCCAACUUUCGUGUUGCCUCACCUUGAUGUACAAAACGGUUUCGUUCACAUAUGUGAAUGCACGCCUGUGACUGAUUUAGGCGUCCUGUUGUAAAUAAAACGAUGCCUGUUGCCCUGUUGUGUGUUGCAUGUAAUCGACAACUCUACAUAUCACAAUUAUGAUGUAUUUUAGGU
Molecule: messenger RNA, 1330 nt
Organism: Zea mays
Lineage: Eukaryota; Viridiplantae; Streptophyta; Magnoliopsida; Poales; Poaceae
Product: recombination protein51 gene a
Exons: 9
Coding region: 69-1091 (340 amino acids)
Biological process (GO): mitotic recombination; chromosome organization involved in meiotic cell cycle; double-strand break repair via homologous recombination
Cellular component (GO): condensed nuclear chromosome
Molecular function (GO): ATP-dependent DNA damage sensor activity; ATP hydrolysis activity; DNA strand exchange activity
Source: RefSeq, marked validated